Scophthalmus maximus (turbot) is the source of this 1416-nucleotide messenger RNA. It is a transcript of the gene adcyap1a, whose product is annotated as adenylate cyclase activating polypeptide 1a. The transcript is spliced from 7 exons. Gene Ontology annotation, cellular component: neuron projection; extracellular region; perikaryon. Bases 312 to 914 code for a protein of 200 amino acids. Gene Ontology annotation, biological process: positive regulation of transcription by RNA polymerase II; adenylate cyclase-activating G protein-coupled receptor signaling pathway; positive regulation of protein kinase activity. Gene Ontology annotation, molecular function: peptide hormone receptor binding; pituitary adenylate cyclase activating polypeptide activity; neuropeptide hormone activity. The record is from RefSeq and is a predicted model, not a curated record. NCBI's taxonomy places the organism in Eukaryota, Metazoa, Chordata, Actinopteri, Pleuronectiformes, Scophthalmidae.
AAAACCAACGGGGUUUAAGUUCACAGGACGCAGGAAAGUUCUCCGCAGACAAAUGUUUGGCGAUCUUCUUUACGCCCACGACAGAGAAGCUGCGCGUAGAAACCCCCGAGAGCCGAGCUGCGGGCGCAGGGAGGGCUGCACACUCGGUUAAGAAGAACUGGGAGACCGAAGAGGCGCUUCAACGAGGGAACAGAGGAAGAGGUGAGGAAGAGGAGAGAGAGAGGGAGACAGUAAGAGAGACUGAGACAGAUCCCAUCUCACUCUCCCAGCCGAGACUCCAGCGGAUCGCGUUCAACGUCUCACGCAGGACAAUGUGUAGUAAAGCGACUUUAGCCUUACUCAUCUAUGGAAUCCUAAUGCACUACAGCGUCAACUGCUCACCUGCGGGGCUUAGCUUCCUCGCUGCUGGACUUGACAGUGAGGUUUAUGACGAGGAUGGGAAUUCCUUACUGUCCCUGGAUUAUGACAGAGACCAGGUGGAUGUGAGAAACCCUCCGGCUGUCGCCGACGAUGUCUACACUUUGUAUUACCCCCCAGAGAAAAGAACGGAAAGGCACGCAGACGGCAUGUUUAACAAAGCCUACAGGAAAGCGCUGGGUCAGUUAUCAGCGAGGAAAUAUCUGCAUUCUCUGAUGGCCAAACGUGUAGGCGGGGGCACAGUGGAGGAGGACAGCUCGGAGCCCCUGUCCAAGCGACACUCCGACGGGAUCUUCACGGACAGCUACAGCCGCUACCGGAAGCAAAUGGCAGUGAAGAAAUACCUGGCAGCAGUCCUUGGGAAAAGCCUUGAAGACAUAGGUUUUCACCAUAUCCUACAAGACAUAGACUUUGAUGCCCUUCCGGACGGGGAGGAGUUUGAGGCUUUUUUGGGAGACUGGCUGAAACAGUUCUCUCCCGAAUUUCCGGCUUUGUGACGCAGGACGCAGUUUGCGGCUCUGGUGCCUUGCAUCGACUUUAAAAUCGGCAUGAAUCACAGGUGGCUAUUUAGUGGCCCUACAAUGCUGCACAUCAUCAGUUUAGAAUUUCACCCUUUUGUUGUUGUUUUUUGUGUUUCGCAGACAUUUGAUCUUUAGGACCAUGCAACUUAGACGUCAAGCAUUCUUGCUUGGACUGCUUUCUUUUGCACUUUGUUUUCAGAGCACUAGAUUGGAUUUUUGUGAAAACAGAGGGAAGGAUCAGUUCCCCCUCUCCAUGGAACAUUACAUUUAUGAUAAUGAAAGCGCCAAUAGCCUUACUAAAAUGAAAUAAUCUUCAAAGAUAUAUAUAUAUAUAUAUAUAUAUAUAUAUGUACUUACUGUGUAGAAAGUGAAUAUUAGAUUACUACUUCAAAUGGCGAUCUGCAAGGGUCAAGUCAAUAAAUGUUUAAAAAAAAGUGUUGUAAGAUUUGUAUGAAUAAAUUUUUGUAAACAACAAAAA